AUGAGUGCUGACAACAAUGAUUCCGCACCUUCUUGUGUCUUUUUUAAAGCUCCUAUUCGUCGUGGUAAUGUAACAACAUCAUCAAAACGUCGUCAAGAUUCAUCAUCAAAUUCUUCAUCAUCAUCAGGUGAUGAAGGUCAACCAUCGGCUUCAACAUUUCGUUCUUCACGAACAAUAAAAAAAGGUCUAGUAACAACAAGUAGUAAUAGUUCAUCAAAUAAACGUCGUCAACAAUAUAUUGAAGAUGAUGAAGAUGAUAAUAAUAAUAAUACAGAUAUGAAAGAAAAAUUACUUGAUGUUAAAUUUAAAUCUGAUCGACAAACACAAUCACAAGGUCCAAAAGAUAUGGGUGCAACAGCUACAGUUGAAAUUGAUACUGAUCUACAACAUGAUCAACAAGCUAUAUUUGAACGUGCAAAAAAAAUUAAUGAAGAAUUAAAAGGAAAAAAAGAUGAUAAAAUAUAUCGUGGUAUGAAUAAUUAUCAACAAUUUUAUGAGAAAAAAGAUACUGCACAAGGAAAUGCAAGUAGUGGUCUUGUUCGAAAUAAAGGUCCAAUUCGUGCACCUGCUCAUCUUCGUGUAUCUGUUCGUUGGGAUUAUCAACCUGAUAUUUGUAAAGAUUAUAAAGAAACAGGUUAUUGUGGUUUUGGUGAUAGUUGUAAAUUUUUACAUGAUCGUUCUGAUUAUAAACAUGGAUGGCAAAUUGAACAAGAAUGGAAUGAACAAUCAUAUGGUGCUGUUGAUGAUAAUAGUCAAAAAUAUUUUGUUGGAAAUAAAGGUGGUCGUUCAGCUGCAUGGAAUGCUUUUUCAUCUGGUAAUAAAGAUCAUUCUCAUCAUCAUCAUGAAGCUAAAUCCGAUGAAGAAGAACAAGAUGAAGAUGGUUUACCAAUUCGAUGUCCUAUUUGUCGUAAUGCAUUUAAAGAACCAGUUAUUACGAAAUGUCGUCAUUAUUUUUGUGAAUCUUGUGCAUUAAGUCAUUAUAGAAUUAAUCCAGGUUGUGCUGUAUGUAAUGCUGCAACAAGUGGUUUAUUUAUGCCUGCAAAAGAAAUUGUUGCUAAAUUAAAACAACAAAAUCAAUUAAAAGAACAACUUAGUAAAUCAUCAACAUCAAAAAAUGAUGAUAAUCAUACAAGUAGUGAUGAUGAUGAUGAUGAAGAAAAUUCUUAA
Messenger RNA from Rotaria sp. Silwood2, 1167 nucleotides. The record is from the annotation of a GenBank genome assembly. Lineage: Eukaryota; Metazoa; Rotifera; Eurotatoria; Philodinida; Philodinidae.